Molecule: messenger RNA, 3819 nt
Organism: Hevea brasiliensis (rubber tree)
Lineage: Eukaryota; Viridiplantae; Streptophyta; Magnoliopsida; Malpighiales; Euphorbiaceae
Product: disease resistance protein RUN1
Exons: 5
Coding region: 193-3630 (1145 amino acids)
Biological process (GO): defense response; signal transduction
Molecular function (GO): ADP binding
Source: RefSeq, a predicted model, not a curated record
AUCAGACAGCCUGUAUCUUCAGAGAAAGGGGAGGAGACCCAAAGUCUUCAGUCUUCGCCACAUGCACAGCCACAUUUCGCACUCAAUAUUUAUGGUAAUGAGCUAAGCAAAAGUCUUGGUCUUUGCUUAUCCUUCCUCAAGUUUUUCAUUUCAAAAAAUUCUAAGCCAUUUUUUCAUCAGUUACCACAUAUUAUGGCUUCUUGUUCCUCCUCUUCUUCUUCUUCUAUCAAUCCUCAAUGCAAGAAUUAUGAUGCGUUUAUAAGUUUUAGAGGUGCAGAUACCCGAGAAGGCUUUGUCAGUCAUCUGUACGAAGCUUUGAAUCGAAAACAAAUCUGUACCUUCAAGGAUGAAAACCUUGACAGAGGAGAAGAGAUCUCACCAGCCCUCUUGAAAACAAUUGAAAACUCACUGGUUUCCAUAGUCAUUUUCUCAGAAGACUAUGCCUUUUCUCCAUGGUGUUUGGAUGAGCUUGUGAAGAUUCUUGAAUGCCAGGAAACUAAAGGACAAAUAGUAUUACCAGUUUUUUACCAAGUAGAUCCCACCGAUGUUCAAGAGUUGACAGGAAGAUUUGGGGAUGCACUUGCUCAACAUAAGGAAAAAUUCAAAGAAAAGGUGGAGAGCUGGAGCCGUGCUUUGACGGGAACGGCCAAUAUUUCAGGAUGGAAUUCAAAAAAUAUCAAGCCUGAAUCUAAACUAAUUGAGGAAAUUGUCAAUGACGUUGGCAAGAAAUUAAAUCACAUGUUUCCAAGUGUUUAUGAUGAAGAUGGCUUUGUUGGAAUUGGUUCUCGUGUCAAGAAAGUUGAAUCAUUUUUAUGUCUUGGAUCAGAAGAUGUGCGUAUGGUAGGAAUUUGGGGAAUGCCAGGUAUUGGUAAGACAACUAUUGCUGACAAAGUAUUUAAUAGAAUUGCGAGCAAAUUUGAGGGUCAAUGCUUUAUUGCAAAUGUUCGAGAAGAGUUAGAAAAGCGCAGUCCAUUUCAAUUACGAAGUGAAAUCCAUGACAAAAUAUUAGGGGGAGAAAAUUUUUAUGUAAGCACACCAGACACAUUGCAUCCUUUUAUUAAAAGAAGCCUUCAAAAUAGAAGAGUUGUUAUUGUUCUUGAUAAUGUGGAUGAUUACUUGCACCUAACAGACUUAGUAGGAGGGCGGAAUUUGUAUGGUCCAGGAAGUAGAAUCAUUGUAACAAGCAGAGAUAAACAAGUGCUUAAAAUUGCAGAUUAUAUUUAUGAGGUUGAGAUUUUAAUGUUUCAUGAAUCUCUUCAACUCUUUAGCUUGCAUGCCUUCAAACAAACUCAUCCCACAGAUGGAUUCAUGGAACAACUCUCAGAAAAAGUGGUAAGUCAUACUCAUGGACUUCCAUUAGCCCUUAAGGUUUUAGGCUGCAGCCUUUAUGGUAAAGAUGUGACAGAAUGGGAAAGUGAGUUGAAAAAACUUGAAAGUACUCCCAAUAAGAAAAUUCUAGGCAUUCUGAGAAGAAGUUAUGAUGGCCUAGAUGAUAACGAAAAGAGUAUAUUUCUCGAUAUUGCAUGUUUUUUUAAAGGGGAAGAAAAAGAGCGCGUAAAAAAUAUAUUAGACUGCUGUGGUUUUUAUGCAGAAAGUGGAAUCCGUAGUCUGCUUGAUAAGUCUCUAGUAACUAUUUUCAUGGAGAGGUUGCAGAUGCAUGACUUACUACAACAAAUGGGUAAGGAUAUUGUUUGCGAGGAAAAAGAGCCUAGAAAGCGUAGCAGGUUGUGGAAUGCCAAGGAUAUACGUGAAGUACUGGCAAUAAAUAAAGGCGCUAGAAGAGUUGAAACCAUAUUACUGGACUUGUCCAAAAUUGAAAACAUGGAACUAUGCCCUUCUGCCUUUGAGAAAUUGAAUAAUCUUAGAUUGCUCAAAUUUUUCAAUCCUUGCCCUGAGGAAAUCAAGUUACAUCUUCCUAAAGGCCUGAAAUAUCUUCCAAAUGAGCUGAGGUUUCUCUACUGGGAUCAAUACCCUUUGAAAUCCUUGCCCUCGAAAUUUUGCCCCGAGAAUCUUGUUGAGUUGCACAUGCAGAGUAGCCAACUCAAACAACUUUGGAAGAAAGAUGCUCCGGAUCUUGAAAAGUUGAAAUUUAUGGACCUCAGCUACUCGGAACAACUGAUAAAAAUUCCAGACCUGUCAAAAUUCCCAGAACUUGAGGUUACAUUUUUGAGAGGCUGUACAAGUUUGAUUGAAGUUUCUUCGUCUACUAAGUAUGACAGCAAGAUUACAAAUCUAGAUCUUAGAGACCGCAGAAAACGCUGCCAUUUUCCAAGCUGCAUUUAUUUGACGAAUCUUGUAAGUCUUUCUUUCAAUGGUUGCUCAAAACUAGCUCGUCUGCCAAGUAGCUUAGGGGAAUUGAGAUGCCUUGAAUAUCUUUAUCUCGACGGAUGCAAAAAGCUAGCGAGUCUUCCAAACAGCAUAUGCAAUCUGAAAUCUCUAAAAUGUCUAAACAUCGAAUAUUGUGUAAAUCUCCAUGGAUUGCCAGAGAACUUGGGGGACUUGGAAUCUCUGAAGAACCUGAUAGCAACUAGAAGUGGUAUAAGAAAACUGCCAUCUUCAAUUAAUCAGUUGAAGGAAUUGAAUUACUUGGACUGUGAUGGAUGUGAACGUUUGAAUUUGAUAUUGCGUCCUUUCACUGGUUUGGCCAUUUCGGUGCUUUUUCUCGAGGGUUGUGGUAUAUCAGAAAUUCCCAGUAAUCUUGGCUCUUUAGGGUCACUGACAAAUGUAAAUUUAAGUAAAAAUAAUUUCAGAAGCAUACCUGCCAGCAUCAAGCAAUGUUCUAAGUUGACAAAACUUGUUUUAAGAGAUUGCAAGAGCCUUCAAUUUUUGCCAGAGCUUCCAUCAUCUCUAAAAUGGUUAGAAGCACAAAACUGCACAUCGCUGAGGUUUAUAUCGAGCUCAUUCAUACUACGAUAUAUGACUUCCUUUUGGGAUUUGGAUCUAAGCAAGUGCAUUAAUUUGGAUCAGAGGGCAUGCAGUUUAUUAAUGUUUUGUCCACUGCUGAAACUUCAAUGCAUGAGACUACCAGAGGAACAAUAUCUGGACGAAAAGGUUGUUGCAAUGAUAGAGUUAUGUUGGAAAGAUGAGCUAUGCAUCCCGCGAAGUGAAGUGCCAGAAUGGAUGAUGUACAAAAAUGAUAAUGGAUCUUCAUUGUCAUUCUCUCUCACAGCACCCCAUGCUACCAACUUCAUCAAGAUCGCUUUUUGUGCUUUAGUCGCACCCAAAGCUAAUCAUUCAUGUAAUUUCAGUCGUAUUUUAUGCGAAUGCCACUUCAUAGCUGAGUCUGGAGAUAUCCUCAUUUAUUGUUGCGAUAGUACAUUGGUCAAUAUAAAUGACAUCUCCCUUUGGAAUUCCACCAUUACUUCUGAUUCCAAGAAAUUCCGCAAGGCGUCGUUUCAAUUCUAUGCUAAGACCGAUGAUGAUGAUGAUGCAUCAUAUAUCAGCGAGGUCAUACUCAAGUGUGGAAUCCAUCUAAUAUUUGAUCAUAACUCGGAAGAUGACAAUAAUGAUGAUGAUGAUGUCUUAUUUCAAGGAUUGAAAGAGAGGCAACAACUUGAAGAUUCUGAAACUAUCUGGUCAUCAUAUUUGGAGGAUUAUAUGAAUUUCUGCAUGAUACAAUGUCCUGAAUAGAGUAAUAUAUAUAUAUAUAUAUAUACACACACAUGUGGAAAGGCCAAUGAACAACAUAAAAUAAAAAACUUUGCAAUGAUCACUUCAUGAUAAAUUAUUCUACAUUACAUCACUUUUCUUUUAUUGAUUUAAUUGUAUUAUAGAACUAAUUUUAAAUCAUUAUUUCUUUUUUCUUUCAAUUGCAAGAAA